Molecule: messenger RNA, 1417 nt
Organism: Myodes glareolus (Bank vole)
Lineage: Eukaryota; Metazoa; Chordata; Mammalia; Rodentia; Cricetidae
Gene: Cdx1
Product: caudal type homeobox 1
Biological process (GO): regulation of transcription by RNA polymerase II; embryo development; cell differentiation
Cellular component (GO): nucleus
Molecular function (GO): DNA-binding transcription factor activity, RNA polymerase II-specific; RNA polymerase II transcription regulatory region sequence-specific DNA binding
Source: RefSeq, a predicted model, not a curated record
CCGCUGGCCUUCGGGCCCCCUCCGGACUUUAGCCCGGUGCCAGCGCCUCCCGGGCCUGGUCCUGGCCUCCUGGCGCAGUCCCUCGGCGGCCCGGGCGCACCGUCCUCGCCAGGAGCGCAGAGACGGACGCCCUACGAAUGGAUGCGGCGCAGCGUGGCGACCGCAGGCGGCGGUGGCAGCGGUAAGACUCGGACCAAGGACAAAUACCGAGUGGUUUACACAGACCACCAGCGCCUGGAGUUGGAAAAGGAGUUCCACUACAGCCGGUACAUCACCAUCCGGCGCAAGUCCGAGUUGGCUGCUAACUUGGGGCUCACAGAGCGGCAGGUAAAAAUCUGGUUCCAGAACCGCCGAGCCAAGGAGCGCAAAGUGAACAAGAAGAAACAGCAGCAGCAGCAACCACUGCCUCCCUCGCAGCUGCCUCUGCCCCUGGAUGACAACCCCACACCAUCAGGGCCACCCCUGGGUAGUCUAUGCCCCACCAAUGCUGGCCUUCUGGGUACCCCCUCCCCAGUGCCUGUCAAGGAGGAAUUUCUACCCUAGACCCUUCCAGCCUGGGGCCCAGGGAUCUAGGGACUCAAAUGCUGGGCACCUGGCUUUGCUGGAGCCCAAGAAGCCUGUUCUGUUCUGGGUCAGCCUGUUGCUGACCUUUGGGGUCACUAUGGACAAAUUGCCUACCUAGGACAAGUCACUUGCCAACUCCCUGCCUCCCUUGGCUGGGUUAUGUGAUGAGCCUUUUGGACAAGGGCCUCUUCCAGCUCCUGUGUCCUAAGCCAUGGGGUGAUGGGGAUCCACACUGAGAGGUCUCAGUCACCUGGAGCUAUCUCAAGAUCCAGAGGGCUCAACAAGCUGUCCAGACAAGACUGAGGCUCCACCUCCUCCUCCCAAGAGGUUGCUGCGUGGAGCAGACUGGCCCUGGAGAGGAUGGGUCAGUGUUGAGAGAAGGGACACACAUGGGUCUAGACUCACAUGUGAAGUGUAAGGUUGAUGUCGGUCCCACCUGUCUCCUCCUGCAACCUCACCUCCACCUGCCCUCGUACCCCACGCUCUAUUCCUCCCCAGCCUGGAGGUGCUCUUAAAGCUACCAGGACUGGGCCCCAGGUAAAGGCUGGGCAAUUGGUCCCUGCUCUUGAGACAGAACUUGUCCCCUCCCUAGCACCCCAGGAAGGCCUAUGGAUGAAAGGGAAGCCUCUCAGGGUAGACUUAGAGUCUACCACCUGCCCAUGCCCACCUCCCCAUAGACUGUCCAUCACACUCAGGGAGGCCCCGGGCCAUGGGGAAUUUACAACUGGUCAGGGAUUAGGGAGAGCAGAAUCUCUUGAAUGCAGGUUCAGAAAUAAGUUUUUCCCUUUUAAACAAUUUAUAAAAAUCAUACAUAGCAUUAAAGGAAUUUUAUAAAAAGGUUUCUUCACCGUCA